AUGGCUCAACACAGGCGCAACACGGCCGUUGCCGCCAGCACCCUCUACUUCCUCUCGAUCCCCUUCCUAAUCCUCGUCAUUAUCGGCAACACGCACAUCAACUCGACCCUCAACGACAUCUACUUCUUCCAGCUCGACGUGUCGCAAGUCAUCCCCAUCUCGGUCGAAAACUCAAACCUACUCAACUCUGUCGCCCGAAGUCUCGGUCUCCAUGACUUUUACCAGGUUGGACUGUGGAACUUUUGCGAGGGGUACCUUGACGAAGGCGUUACCUUUUGCUCCGAGCCUAAGCAAUUCUACUGGUUCAACCCCGUCGAGAUCAUGGUCAGCGAACUCCUGGCCGGCGCCCAGAUCGCCCUCCCCUCUCAGGCCGUCACCGUCCUCAACCUCCUCAAGAUGGGCUCCAAGAUCAUGUACGCCUUCUUCAUGGGAGGCAUCAGCGUCAACUUCGUCCUCAUCUUCGCCAGCCUUCUCGUCAUCCGAACCCGCUGGUGGAGUCUGCUUCUAACCCUCCUCGCCGCCAUCGCCUCCAUCUUUGUCUCUGUCGCCGCCAUCAUCGCGACCGUCAUCAGCAUCGCCGCCAAGGUCGCCCUGACGGCCCAGGACCAACUCAACAUCCGCGCCAACAUUGGAGUCAAGAUGUUUGCCUUCAUGUGGAUCGCCGCCAUCUUUACCGACGUGGCCUUUUUGCUCCACGCCGCCCUGGGAUGCUGCUGCAAGCCGGACCGAAGACAGGCCUCCACGGAGAGUCCACGCCCGAUGCAGGAGAACAGGCAGAGGAUGUCACUCCCCAACUUUGUCCGUCAGCGAAGGAGUCACCAGGCGUCGUCCUAG
Fusarium keratoplasticum is the source of this 834-nucleotide messenger RNA. RefSeq lists its product as uncharacterized. The record is from RefSeq and is a predicted model, not a curated record. Gene Ontology annotation, cellular component: cell cortex of cell tip; plasma membrane. Gene Ontology annotation, biological process: fungal-type cell wall organization. The transcript has 2 exons. Lineage: Eukaryota; Fungi; Ascomycota; Sordariomycetes; Hypocreales; Nectriaceae. The coding region runs from base 1 to 834 and encodes 277 amino acids.